AUGCACCAGAAUACUUAUCAUGACAAAGCUACUCAAACUGAGGACAAAAAUGAACAUACAAUUGAAGAGCUAUUCAAAGCCAUUACUACACUUUGUACCAAAGUGUACAGAAUGGAUAAUGAGAUACAAAAGCUACAGACUAAUGAAGAUAACCUGAAGUCUAAAGCUAAUAUAAGUCAGCAGCAUGACUGUAAAAAUGCAGAGCUACGUCGUUCGGCAGACGGAAAACAGCCAGAGAUAAAAGGAGACGUUGGCAAACUUCUUAAAACCCAUAACGUUGCUAAUGUUGCAGGUACAAGCACAUGA
Messenger RNA from Solanum pennellii, 306 nucleotides. RefSeq lists its product as uncharacterized. The record is from RefSeq and is a predicted model, not a curated record. Lineage: Eukaryota; Viridiplantae; Streptophyta; Magnoliopsida; Solanales; Solanaceae. The coding region runs from base 1 to 306 and encodes 101 amino acids. The transcript is spliced from 2 exons.